Messenger RNA from Frankliniella occidentalis (western flower thrips), 2225 nucleotides. RefSeq lists its product as uncharacterized. The transcript has 6 exons. Lineage: Eukaryota; Metazoa; Arthropoda; Insecta; Thysanoptera; Thripidae. The coding region runs from base 430 to 1851 and encodes 473 amino acids. The record is from RefSeq and is a predicted model, not a curated record.
UGCGGAGUGGAGCCUGGCCCAGGCCCACGCCUCGCCCGCUCAGUCCGUCGAUAGCCGCGGCGUAGCGCGCACCGAGUGCGGCCCAGGCGCAGCCGAGGCGCAGCCCAGGCACAGCCCAGGCGCAGCCGAGGCGCAGCCCAGGCGAAGCCCAGGCACAGCCCAGGCACAGCCCAGGCCAGCCAGGUCCGCGUGUGCACUCAAGGGGUGGCCGAGGCAUCCGCCGCGACCAGCGGGGACCACAGCAUCCUCCCCGCCGACGUCGUCGUGGACCCCGCGCCACGCGCCGUCCUGCAGCCCAACGUGAUCCCGCGCGGCCAGGCCACGAGGGCGCCCCCCAUGAGGCCGCCCAGGGCGAGCGGGGCCGGGCGCGGGCCCCGGGACCGCCCCGGGACAGUGUAGCGACGGUGCAGGGCGCGCGUGAGCCAUGAGAUGUGUCCCGCCCCCGUCCCCUGGCCUGGUCCGGGGCGCGACACCUGGCCGUCGGCACCCGGCCGCCCCCGCCCCGCACGCCCGCUCCUGCUGCUGCUCCUGCUCGUGUGCCUCGGCUGCACGAUGACACGGGCCGGGCCCGGCUCGCCGCUGCACCACGACGAGUACGACGAGGACGACGGGCCCUCCCCGGCCGAGGACCACGAGGACUAUUCCGAAAAUGGCAACCACACAGAGCCACCGCUGGGCUCGACGCUGGGCGGCCCCUGCGCCGACUCGUGCUCGCCCAGCCUGCUGCACGUGCGCUGCCGGGCGCGGCGCUGCGAGUGCGAGAGCCGCUACCCGGUGGAGCUGGGCCCCACCAGGGGCUGCGCCACGCCCGCGGGCCUGGGCGAGCAGUGCCUGUACCAGGCCGCCUGCCAGCACUGGGACGCGCACUCCCGCUGCACCCAGGUGGAGCACAACGCCCUGUGCCAGUGCGAGCCGGGCUUCCACACGGUGUCCCGGGCGGGCCGCCGCAGCUUCUGCUCGGAGGACCUCGUCCUGCUGACGGCCGACCUGCCCACGCUGCUGGGCGUGGCCACGGGCAUCGCCCUCUUCACCGGCGUCAUCUGCUUCGUGCUCAGGCUCUUCGUCGGGGGCCGACCGCGGGACCACUUCGCCAACGCCAACCUGGCGCCCUCGCACAUCCUCUUCUCCAGCGACACAGGGUCCGAGAUGAGCCUGCGGCAGCUGACCGCGGGCAAGAUGGCGCUCAGCUUGUGCCCGGCUGGACCCUCGCGACUGCCGCUGACGGGCCGGUCCGCGUCGCGCUCCGGCUCCCAGCGCUCCGUGUCGGGCUCGCUGCGCGGCUCACUGCGCGGCUCGCAGUGCGGCUCGCAACACGCGCACGGCCUGCACGGCCUCCAGGGCCACGGCGGCGUCCUGGUGCCGUCCUCAGGUGCGGCUCGGGCGGCCGCGCUGCUCCUCAUGUCCACGGCCCCGAACCACAACACGCACAGCGAAGACGACGACGACGACGAGGACGGCGACGCGGACGAGGACGAGGACGAGGACGAUGAGGACGACGAGAACGUUGACGACAGCCACCCCCCGCCCGUACCGACGUCGACGCCGCCACCCCUGACGCCAGUAGAGGUCCGGCCGGCGCCGACGUCCCCACUCACGCCGCCCGACCCGGGCGAGGGCGCCGACACCGGCCAGGGCUCGGGCCGGGCCCCCCAGGGCUCGCAGGGCUCGCAGGGCGACUCCCUGGCGGGCUCCCUGGCGGGCUCCCUGGCCAGCUCCCUGGCGGGCUCCGCCCCCGCCAGCUGCUCGUCCAGCCCCACCCACCAGGCCAGCAGGACCAGGCCCAGCCUCGGGCCCAGCCCAGGUGAAGGGAGCGGCGAGUGCCGAGCGGCGCGGCCGAGCACCCGCUGCUAGCCCGGACCGGACAGCGUGCUGGACAGGGCAGCCUGCUGGACAGCACGCCCCCGGGCCCCCGGGGCCCCUCGCCCGCCUCCGUGUCGCGCGCGAGUGUCCGUCCUCGACCCGCCCCUACUACUGGUCCCCACCCCCGACGCCAGGCCUUGCCGGGCGAGCGGAAGAGCCCGUGUGUAGCAUUGUGCCGCGCACUCUGGACGUGUCAGCCGCACGCAUCCAUGAAAUGACCGGAGGGAGGAGGAGGAGGGCCUCCACUGCAAACGGGUGGUCAUAUCACUGAUUCAAGGGGGCCUCCUGAGGGGUACUUCACUCAAAAAAAAAAAAAAUCAGUGUACAACCUCCAAAUAAACCAGGAAAAUUCAGAAGAUUUUGGA